GCAACGGAUAAACAUCGCAAAGUUUGGAUUUGUACACAAACCUCCCCGUGAGUUUUGUUGAGAAAAUGUAACUUAUCUAACACUGAGGUUUUUUUUUAAAAUAACAAUUUUUAACACUUUGUACAUGCUUUCGUUGAAUUAAAAUUACAAAGUUCUAAGUAAAUUUGCAUUGUACGCAUCUGGUGGCUUUUUUUCAUGAAACUAAAAUGAAUUUAAACUACGGCUCCCUUGUUAAGAAAGCUAUUGGGUUGCUUGACACCUUUGGAAGUAAAAUACAAAGUCUGGAUGCCUUCAUGGAAGAAGCUUUACAGGAUCUUCAGAACAUAAAUGUUCAGCAAAGAAACUUCAUACUUGACAUCUUUUCUGGAUGCAUUGAGAAUAAAAAGCAACUGGAUGUCGUUGUCAAUGCUUUCUAUGCCACUAAUGGCAAACUAAUGUCAAGAAGAGAUCGCAAUCAGUUUGUCAUGAUUUGUUACCUUACAUUUUCUCUCGAUGACCUUGGACUUCAAAAUUUCAGCAACAUGAUUGAAUCUAUUGGCAUCAAGAACAUGUACACAUUCUUGAACUUUUACUUCUCAAACCUCACCUCAUCGAUAAAACACGAGUGGAGCUCCAUCAUUGAUGCAGCAUUUGUGGAAGAACACUGGAUUAACCCUCUGCUCAGAUGGCGCCCUGAGAUCUAUAAUCUACUGUCUCAGCUUGCUGCAAAAACAUCCCAAGACAACCCAAAAAAGAAAGUUACCACAAAAGUCACUGUGCCUCAGGAGUUCUCCUUCAGCAAGCCUAAACCCAGACUUUUAUCUGUGCCAGAGCUCCCACCAGAGCACGAAAAAACCAAACCAGUACCAAGCAGCAUCCAUAGAUCUCCAAAGGAAAUGCACAUUUUAAAAGAGAUCAAAGAAAAAAAACAUCAAAAGGCUGAGGAGCUUUUUUAUGAGGCAAAUCUAAAACAGAUCAGAAUGGAAAACCCUCUGAAGUCAGAAAGCUCAGAGGCUGGCAGCUUUUCUGUCAAACUAAACAAAGCAGCUAUUCUGAGGAGGGAGGCACUGUGCGACCAACAGUUAGAGCAGGAAUUGCAGAGACAAGAGUGGCUGAUGCAAGGAGGCCUGGAGCCUUCGGCUUUCCUGCAGUGGCAGAGAGAAAUGCUGACCAGGGAUCAGCUGCCAAUGACUGAGAAAAAACAGCUGGAAGCACAAAUCAGGGAUGAGAGGAUAGCCCUGGCUCGAGAACAAAUAAUGGACCGCAACCAGAAGACAGCACAGCAGACAAAAGAGGAGAUUGCCCAGCUGAUGCAAGAAAUUGCUGAGGAACGGAUCCAGGAGGAACAAAAAAAGAAAGAAUUGGUGCAACAAGUGGCAGAAAGCCACAAGAAUACCAAAGAAGCUAAAGAGAAAUUAAAAAAAUUAAAACAAACCAUAGUGAAGGAAGUUUCAGAGGAAAGUCAGGAACUUCUUUUUCAAGCAUUUGAGGAGAAACAAGCUGAACUCUGUAAAAGAUUUGAAAUGAUCCAUGAAAACCAUGCCAAGCAAUCGCUGCCUCGUAUCCGACUCAACCCGUUUGACGACACAAAAACUGCAGGGCACGGCCUUCUGGAAGAGAUGCCCCUUGCUGAGCUCAGACUGCGUCUGGACUUGCUGAAGAUGGAACGGCAAGAAGAGGAGCAGGAGAGACGCAUGCACAUCCUGCAAGAGAAGCAGAAACAGGAGGAGCUGCUCCAAAAGAGGCUGGAAGCCAUUGAGCUCCACAGCAGAGCACUGGCAGAGGCAGCAGCCAUUAGCAGGAGAACAGAGAAGCAGGCCAGACAGGAGCUUCUCCAGCAGUUGGUGAAUAAGGAUGACUCAGUUUUGGCUCUGCGGAAGGAGCUUGAACAGACGAAGCAGGCACGCCAACAGCUGAAGCAAGCCAAAAAAAGCAAGGCCAAGGCGCAUUCUGCCACCCACAUGGGGACACCCAGCCAGACGGGCCUCAAAGAGAGAAGCUGGGAGGAACUGGAGCAGAGUUUAUCCCGCUUCAUUCAAAACAAGCUGUAAUACAUUACAGACUUUGGGUUACUGCUAUUCAACAUUCAAUAGUGAUCCAAUACAAGCCCACAUGAUUGUAAUGUGUCAUAUGAAUGUUGUAUUAUUUUAAGCUAUUUUGAUUGUAACAUCUUCAGAGGUGGAAAAUAACAUCCUCAACAAGGA
This is a messenger RNA of Oryzias latipes (Japanese medaka), 2183 nucleotides long. RefSeq names its product cilia and flagella associated protein 99 (gene cfap99). The record is from RefSeq and is a predicted model, not a curated record. NCBI's taxonomy places the organism in Eukaryota, Metazoa, Chordata, Actinopteri, Beloniformes, Adrianichthyidae.